Molecule: messenger RNA, 2373 nt
Organism: Microdochium trichocladiopsis
Lineage: Eukaryota; Fungi; Ascomycota; Sordariomycetes; Xylariales; Microdochiaceae
Product: cystathionine beta-synthase-like protein
Exons: 1
Coding region: 290-1900 (536 amino acids)
Cellular component (GO): cytoplasm
Molecular function (GO): cystathionine beta-synthase activity; cysteine synthase activity
Source: RefSeq, a predicted model, not a curated record
CCAGGAAAAAAAGGCCCCGAUCACAGGCGCGCCCUACGCCGCUCGUCAUUCUCUGCAAAAAUUCAGCCAUUCCCCAUCCAGCUUGGACACUCGUCCUGACUGCUCUGCAUACUUAGGAGGUCCUUAGUCCUCUCCGUCUCGUCUUCUCUCCUCCGUGACCCGUCAUUGUCCUUCCCACAUCUCGACACCCUCAACUUCUCAAGAGCUCGCCACUGUCUGUUGGAUCGGUUGUUGAAACUCUUCACCUCGUCCUUUCUUUCCUGUCGUCCACACUCACAUCUCGCACACCAUGGCGGUCGAAACUUCCAACGGCACCAACGGCUCGGCCGAGACGGCUGGUCAGCUGCCGUUCCGCCUCCCGCUCCCUGCCACUGUCCACUCGGCCGAGGAGCUCAUUGGCAACACCCCUCUGGUCCGCCUCAACAAAAUCCCCCAGUCUCUCGGCAUCACCGCCCAGGUCUACGCCAAGGUCGAGCUCUUCAACGCCGGUGGCUCCGUCAAGGACCGCAUUGCCUACCGCAUGAUCACCGAGGCUGAGAAGAGCGGCCGCAUCAAGCCCGGUGACACCCUCAUCGAGCCCACCAGCGGCAACACCGGCAUCGGUCUGGCCCUCGUUGGUGCCAUCAAGGGCUACCGCACAAUCAUCACUCUCCCCGAGAAGAUGUCCGCCGAGAAGGUCUCUGUCCUCAAGGCUCUCGGUGCCACAAUCAUCAGAACCCCUACGCAGGCCGCGUGGGAUGCGCCCGAAUCCCACAUUGGCGUCGCCCGUCGCCUCGUCAAAGAGAUCCCCAACGCACACAUCCUCGACCAGUAUGCCAAUGUCGACAACCCGCUGGCUCACGAGUUUGGCACCGCUGAAGAGAUCUGGGAGCAGACCGGUGGCAAGAUCACCUGCCUCGUCGCCGGUGCAGGCACUGGUGGCACCAUCUCCGGUAUCAGCAAGGGCCUGCGGAAACACAAUGCUGACAUCAAGAUCGUCGCCGCCGACCCCCACGGCAGCAUCCUCGCCGUUCCCGAGUCGCUCAACGACGACCACCGCGAUGAGUCCUACAAGGUCGAGGGCAUUGGCUACGACUUCAUCCCCGAGGUUCUCAGCAGGGACCUGGUCGACAAGUGGUACAAGACGGACGAUCGGGAAUCGUUUGCUCUCGCCAGGAGGCUCAUUGCCGAGGAAGGCCUGCUCGUCGGCGGGAGCUCCGGUAGCGCCAUGGCUGCGGCCAUCCGCGCCGUCAAGGACCUCAACCUUGGCAAGGACGACGUCGUCGUUGUGGUCCUACCCGACAGCAUCCGCAGCUACCUCUCCAAGUUCGCUGACGACGACUGGCUCGCGGCCAACGAUCUCCUCCCUGUGCCCGACGAGGCUGUCAAGGAGGCUGUUGCAAAGGACACCGCCAAGGAAGUGCCCAACAGCAACCCCUACAGCGGCGCUACGAUCCGCUCACUGCGCCUCAAGCCCGUCAUCUCCGUCACAUCCAGCACCCCGUGCUCCGAGGCUGUCGAGACCAUGCGUGACAAGGGCUUCGAUCAGCUCCCUGUUCUUGCCGCACCAGGUGGCAAGCUCGUUGGUCUGGUCACUCUUGGAAAUGUCCUGAGCUACCUGUCACGCGGCAAGGCCACCAAGCAAACGACCGUGGGCGAUGUCAUGUUUGACUUUGGCCGCAUGGACGAGGUUGUCACAGAUCCCCGGGAGGGCAAGGGCAUCAAGAGGCGGAAGUUUGUCGAAAUCACCCUGGACACGCCCUUGACUGAGCUCAGCAAUUUCUUUGAGUGGAACAGCGCGGCGGUCGUGACCGAGCCCGCCAACGAUGGCGACGAUAAAAGCAAGGUCCUCAGCAAGCCGGUGGCCAUCGUCACCAAGGUCGAUCUGCUGACCUGGAUGGUUAAGCAGAUGAAGGCAUAAGUAAUUAGAGAUGGCAUUGGGCGUUCGCAUACAGCCAGCAAGGGAACGAUUUCAUGUAGAUUUGGAGCGACUUCAACACACCUAAACUGGACACAGAGCCAGUGGCUGCAUUUUAGAGUUGGCGCAGGCGUUUUGUUGGGAUACAUAUAUACGUUUGACUUUGGUACAUACCAUAUGUUUCCUCUUGUUUCUCUACCUGUAUUUGGGAAACAGCUCGUGUACUCUGGAUACACACGGGUAAGAGACUCAACAUCUCUCAUGGACCAAAUUAGUGUGGAAUGGCAGCAAUCUGAAUAACAGCUCAAGGGCCUUUUGAGGCUUGCCCUAUGCUGCACGGCACGUCGCACAAUAGCCCUGACUGAGAACAGCGUAUUCUGAGAUGUAAAAGUGUCUUGGCAUGCCAGGACCCGGGGGCAUCCUUGACAACAUUCUCAACACUGCCAGGCAGCCCAGUCGCCCAGCUUCCAUUCUGG